Molecule: messenger RNA, 9092 nt
Organism: Gallus gallus (chicken)
Lineage: Eukaryota; Metazoa; Chordata; Aves; Galliformes; Phasianidae
Gene: PPP2R5E
Product: protein phosphatase 2 regulatory subunit B'epsilon
Exons: 13
Coding region: 4024-5199 (391 amino acids)
Biological process (GO): signal transduction; protein dephosphorylation
Cellular component (GO): nucleus; cytosol; protein phosphatase type 2A complex
Molecular function (GO): protein phosphatase activator activity
Source: RefSeq, a predicted model, not a curated record
AGUGAGCGCUUGAGUUAAAAGGGGAGGGAUGGGAUUGUUCUUCGUGGUGAUACAUUAAUGGCACAGAGCAGUGUUCCACCUGUGGAUGUGAUGAAGGUAAGGUUCUUAUGUUGAAGAGGACUGAAAAACUGAGACAUCGGUAAUUAUAGCUACAGUUUCUUGUAUACUUAAAAAUGAAUUUCCUGAUGUACCCUUUGCAGUGACUGUUCACUGUGAAGUGUCACACGUAAUCAAUGGGCACAGUGUUUUCACCACUAGCUUUUUCGGUAUUGUUUAUGGCAUAGGUUCUCCUAAAUUUGGAGUAGGAAGCCUUUUUGGUUUGCUUAUAGCUUAUGAUGCUUUUCUUUUUUGGACUUCUGUUGGCAGUUAUUGUUUACAAUAUUCUGUCUGUGAACAGUGUAGCAAAGCUACAAAGCAGCAGAGGAUAUUGCUGAAUAUUUGAAAGUUAGGCACGUGAAAGGGAGAUGUCUGUCAGCGUCUGUUAUCUGGUAACAUAAGGUGAGGGCUGAUCUCUGUGUUCAAGGAUGUUAGGAAGGACUGUAUCUGUACUGUAACUGUUACCAAACGUUUUUGCUGAAGUUAGGAGUACUUUUGAAGUUGGCACUGAACGCGCUGGGGCUCAGGUUGAUUCUCCUCCAGUUGGAGGCAGAGAGUUAUGCGGAAUAAGGGCAAAAGUGAUUUGUGAAGACAGGGUAGGAUUCCAGUUUUCCAAGCUUUUACAUGAAAUUUAGAAACCAAGAAGCUUUCUUACUUGUCAUGCAUUCUUAAAUAUUUCCAUUGGGAAUCAGCACUGCCUUUGUGUUCGGCGUAAGAAAGGAUGUUGGCACCGUUGAUUGUGCAUAAUAAGAGAACCCUCAGUGUGAGAAGCUUAAUUUUAAAAUUCCAGUCCAGCAAGAGGUUUGUGCACCUCCUGUAGCUUGCAUGUUUUACCGCUUGGGCAUUCAGAGAGCAUUAGGAGUUUAAAUUAUUGUAAUUCAGACAUUUAUUCCAGUCAUCUGUUCUGGUGUGUUUGGUUUUUGUUUGUUUGCUUGCUUGCUUGUUUGCUUGUAAUCAUUCUCAAAGAGUUCUGAAAUUUUUCUUCCUACACAUUUCAGUGAUUUUUCCUGCAUAUGUUAAAGGGAAAAAUAUCUACUUAUUCAUUUGUUUUAGGGCUUCAGAGGAAGUCAGGAAGCAUAACAUGAGCUGUGGUUGUUAUCUUAGACCUAAAGUAAAGGGUUAAUGGCAGCUCAUCAGGUAGUCACAAGAAGAGGUGGGCUGAUCACUGAGAGGGGAAAACCAGGCAGAAGUCGUUGCUCACUCAGAACCAGGAAGCAAAGAGGAACUGGAAAGACCUGUUGUAUAAAGGCCCUGGGUUAUAUCUGGUGCAAGUGGAGGUAUUAGAGCUGCCUAAUGCCGGAAGCUGAGCGCAGAGGGUGAGGAGCUCUGCCUGAGCUCAUCUGUCCUGCGAGUGAGAACAGGAAAAUGCUGCUGCGGGCACACUGCUUCCAUCCCUGACCUCCUCUGAUAUCUGAACUGCCCUCCCCUCAGCUUCUUUAGCUCCUUCCUAAUGUUGAGAGGAAUAAAAAAGGAAAAAAAAAAAAAAAAAAAGAACAAGUAUUACAUAGCAUGCUUUUAAUUGGUGGUAGUGAGGAUGUGGAGAAGUGAUAAUAAAAUGUUACACUUGAACAGGUGGAGCACUUUAUUUUGCAAUAAUCUGAUUUUGUUUACCUUACAACUACUUCAGUCAAAAGUACUGAUCCAGUACAUGCAUCCAUGUAGAAGCUAGUAUAAUUCUCAAGUUCAUUUGAUUUUCUUCAGGUGAUCUGAAAGACUGAAGGGAGGGCCGUGGGUAAAUACUUGAACUGUGAGUGCCCUAAGGUGGUGCUGGUGCCUCAAGGGAGGAUUAUCUCACGGUGGGAAGACUGGGGCCCAAAGCAGAAGAACCUGCCGUUUUCCUCCUCAUUACACAAGCAGCUUUUUUUUUUUUCAUGUCUUCUGCCUUAGUGUACCUUUAUCUCACUGCAGAACAAGGAAACCUGUGUGUCCAGCCAUUCUUCAGGUUGGGUGGUGUGCAGGAAGAGACAAUAAACUGGGACUUCUUUGCUGCUUAUCUGAGUGAGCACAAACAGCUCUGGAGGGAGCCAGUCUCUGGUAGGCAGGUCCUGCUGAGUGCAGGAAGUGACCCUGAAAUGACAGAAAGACUCCAUGGGCAUAGGGGACGAGCCAGCAGGGAGGUGUGCUGGGUGGAUACGUAUCGUGUGAAGGCAGUGGUAUCCUCUCCAGGGCAGUGUGUGCUUGGGCCAAUUGGAGCUGGGUACCCUGAACCUCCAGGUUGAUGGUGGCAGAAUGCAGGGGAAGGACUGCGGUGUGCUGCAUGUGUUAGUUCUUUUUUGCUGUGUCAAAUUCAGCACAUCCCUUUCACCUUCAUUUCAAGUAGAAGGAAGUUCCUUUCUCAGAUGUAGCAAAACAAACCAUCAUAGAAACAUGCAGUUUCUCAUUUGCAAAAUAAAUGAUUUCAAGUUCUCUUGGGUCCACAUGGAAAAAGUACUCCACUGUUUUACCGGAUGCUGUGUUCUCCAAAACAUCCCAUUUUUAAAUGGCUUUUUCUUAAUGAUCCACAGCUGAAGGCCCUUCCCUGUACUCUUGGCAGCCUGUGCAGUCCUUAUGGGGUGGAACAGGAUCUUUCUUUCGUCCUCAGAAAGAGUAUUAAUCCUGCCCAUAUUUAAGUGAAUCCAGGAUUACUAAUCUGUUGAAAAGCUCUGCUUUUAGUUUUUACAGAUGAUGUUCAAAACAUCUGAUAGUUGUAUUCAUGUUAUCAGAAAAGUGCUAUAUGUUUCUGGUAUCCUCAGAGGUUCCUGAAGAGAUUCAUUACAGCAGUAUUAAAUUAUUGCGGUCCUCAUUAGUAGAAAUGAAUCAAGUUCUCUUAAUAAAAUGCUAAUUUUCUUGUUUACGUUCUCUAUUUCUGAACUAAUGACUUUUAAAUACUCAGCAUUUGAAUUUUCCUUUCUAGUGGAAUAGUAAAGUGUCAUAAUGACUGUAAAGUAAUGUAUAAUGAAUUUAGAGCAUUUAGCUAUUUACUUUUCCCACUGUUUUCCUAGUAAAAGCUGCUUAACCAGUCUGUUUGAUGAUCUUUUUUCCCUCUUCGAGCCAUCCUGGCUGAUAACUGUUGAGAAGCAGAAUUCUUGGGAGGAGAUUCCAACAUGUUUUAAGUUAACUUUUCAUUAGCAGUAUAAUUGAGAGGCAGACGGGACUCCCUGAGUGUUCUGAAACGUGCUGGGUAGCUGGGAAGCCAGCUGUAUGGAAAAACACCUGUUUCAGAAUUUACUGUUUGUAUGUGUGUGUGUAUUUCCAUCAUUUAUUUCACUCCUUAAGAAUCCAGCUUUGUGUAGGCUUUCUGUCAUUUCUUUUGGAGAGAGCUUUGCAUGUUUACAUGUUUAUCUAGGUAAUAUGAGGUAAAAAUAAGAGACUGCUGAAUAAGCAGAAAGCAGUGAUAAAUGCUGUACCUAUCACCUGUUCUGUGUGGUGCUUUCUUACUGGAGUUGGAGCUUUAAAUAUAUAACAUUCUCAUGCAAGAAUUUCAUUACAUUAAAAAGUGUGUGAGAAAAGUUGCUAUAGCACCUUACAGCCUAAAAUCUGGUUAAUUUGAAUUAAACCCUGGGCUUCCUCUUGCAUGGGAACAAAUAUACUGGAAGUUUCCUCAUUUGAAUACAUUAAGUAUGAGGCACAGGCACUCCUCAGUGCAGCAGCUGAGAAAGAGUUACUCAGCUAGGUUACUUUUCCAGUUGUGACUAAGGGGCCCAUUAGCAGCGUCCGGAAUGAGACGGCAGCACCUAGGUAAAAAUAGAUGGCAUUUGGAGAAGCUGGGGGCUGUUUUGGAGACCUUCAGCUGCGGACUGAGAGAUUGAGACAGAGGCGAGCUUCAGGAAGGAGUAUUACAGAUAUGAGUGUGGAAGAACUCCAUCAGCAGGCAGAGACGUUCCAUCUUCAGAGCAGCCUGAACUGUUCCUAAAGAAACUUCAACAGUGCUGUGUCAUUUUUGACUUCAUGGACACGCUUUCAGACCUUAAAAUGAAAGAAUACAAGCGCUCCACUCUUAAUGAACUGGUCGACUACAUUACAAUAAGCAGAGGCUGUUUGACAGAGCAGACUUACCCUGAAGUAGUUAGAAUGGUAUCUUGCAAUAUCUUCAGAACUCUCCCACCUAGUGACAGCAAUGAAUUUGAUCCAGAAGAAGAUGAGCCCACCUUGGAGGCAUCAUGGCCACAUCUACAGCUUGUAUAUGAGUUUUUCAUACGAUUUUUGGAAAGCCAAGAAUUUCAGCCCAGCAUUGCCAAAAAGUACAUAGAUCAGAAAUUUGUAUUGCAGUUGUUGGAGCUGUUUGAUAGCGAAGACCCACGAGAACGGGACUACUUAAAAACAGUCUUGCACAGAAUUUAUGGCAAGUUUCUGGGUCUUAGAGCAUUUAUCCGAAAACAGAUUAAUAAUAUUUUUCUACGAUUUGUUUAUGAAACUGAACACUUCAAUGGCGUAGCUGAGCUGUUGGAAAUUUUAGGAAGUAUUAUCAAUGGUUUUGCUUUACCUCUUAAGGCAGAGCAUAAACAGUUUCUGGUGAAGGUGCUGAUUCCUUUACAUACUGUCAGGAGUUUAUCACUCUUCCAUGCACAGCUGGCAUAUUGCAUAGUACAGUUUCUGGAGAAAGACCCCUCACUCACAGAACCAGUCAUCAGAGGCUUAAUGAAAUUCUGGCCGAAAACCUGCAGUCAGAAAGAGGUCAUGUUCCUAGGAGAGCUGGAGGAAAUCUUGGAUGUAAUUGAACCAUCCCAAUUUGUCAAAAUCCAGGAACCCUUGUUUAAACAAAUUGCCAAGUGUGUCUCUAGCCCUCAUUUUCAGGUGGCUGAAAGAGCACUGUACUAUUGGAAUAAUGAAUACAUCAUGAGUUUGAUAGAGGAGAAUUCAAAUGUCAUACUUCCCAUCAUGUUUUCCAGCCUUUAUAGGAUUUCUAAAGAGCACUGGAAUCCGGCUAUUGUGGCUUUAGUCUACAAUGUGUUGAAGGCAUUUAUGGAAAUGAACAGCACCAUGUUUGAUGAGCUGACAGCCACUUACAAGUCAGAUCGUCAGCGUGAGAAGAAGAAAGAAAAAGAACGUGAAGAACUGUGGAAAAAACUGGAGGAUUUGGAAUUAAAGAGAGGUCUCAGACGUGAUGGAAUAAUUCCAACUUAACAAAAAAACAAAACAGCAUUAUUAACCUGUGAAGUCACACAUUUAUGUAGUAGAAGAUGGAGCAACAGUUUUCUGUAUUGUGCAACUUUACAGUAGAUUUCACAUUUGUUUCAUUAUUACAACAGCACUGUAUAUACCUGUCUCUAAGUAAAGGAAAAAAUAAGGACUUUAAUCCAAAGUUUGGACAGCAGAUGGACUUCUCAGAACUUUGCAAACAUAAUCAUUGUUUUAACCCUUCUUUAAAACCAGUCUUCAAAGAUCUGUUGAUGAAAAUUGCAAUGUCAGAUUUCAUUGUCAGGACCUGUUCCUUAUUUAUCGUUAGCAGAGAGUAUAAUACAACUUUCAAAUGUGAACAAUCUUAAAAUUUAGCUUGUCUUUCUGCUAAACUGUUAAGUGUAUUUAUAGUAAAAGAGAAAAAAGACUGUCAUUUCCUUAUGAGUUUGUGUAACAUCCUCCUUCUCUGGAUAACUUUACUGUAAUUUGACUCUUUUUUUCUUUCCUUUUGCACAUCUUCAUAAGUUGAAUGUCCAUUCAGAUCAGGACCAUGAAAGAAAAAAAAAACAUAGGUCCUGAAUAAAAGUUUUGUUUACUGGUGUGAGCAUUUUUUAGUACCAGUCUGUCUCUGGUGCUUUAAUUUGAACAUUAGGAGCUAAAAAAACAAGUAGGUGAUAAACAUAGUAGGAAAGGGAGCUUUGGAUUCAUGCACCUAUUUAUUGCAAAUCCAAAUUAGUGUCCACAAUCCUUGAAAAAUGGACGGUGGUAACACCCUAGAUUUCAGUACCUAACCAGUAUUAGUGUUAUGGCAUUGGACACACAUACCAGAGCUGUUUUAGAAAUACUAAUUCCUAAAUUACUACAGUAUGUUUUUAUUGGACCAUUUUGAAAGAAUAAAGACAAACGCUAAACAGUGCAAGCAUGAAAUUGAUCUCCAGUGGUCAUGGAUCUAAUUGGGAAAUGAGUUGAGAUAGCAGUUUGGACUGUUUGGAGUUGUUGCCUUACUUUUUAAUAUGUAUUUAUAAAGUGUUCCAGCAAAAGAGGAUGUAGCCUCUAAGAAACAUACUAUAGUGUUUUUGUGGUUCUAGUACUAUUACUCAUCACAGUACCAGCCCUAUGGUCUUAGCUGGAAAGGAUUCUGGAUAAUAUACUUCUGCAUUCUCAUCUGGAUGCUCAUUCCUAACUACUGUAUUUGUUACCAAAAGUGGUUCUACAAAUGCUACUGAAAAAAAAAUUCUGGAAAUCCUAAUGUUCUGAGUAUUAAUAAUAAAGCUUUUAUAUCAAAGGUGCAUUGUGACCAAAUUGUUUAAAACAAAAGAAAAAAAAAACAAAAACAAGAAAAAAAUAAUAAAGAAGAGGGCUGUAUUAUAAGUAUACAUUAUUGGCUAUCUGCUUUGUAUUUGAAAGUGGAAUUUACAUCUUUGGUAGGUAAAAUGCUGAUAAAACUUAUGUACAGUAAAUAUUUAGCUAAUGCAGUUGCAUUAUUAUAUACCGAAAGGUAUGUGUUUCGGGAUUUUACUCCAGGAUGCUUUUGAACUGUUAUGGUCAUAUGACAACAGUGAAUUGAUAAUCCUAAACCAUCAAUCCAGCAGUAUUUACAGUAUAAAACUGAAUUGGUGUUCAUGAGUCUUUGUGAUAGUUGCAAACAUGAAUUUAUGACCUGUUGCCAUUGAUAGAAAUACAGUAUAAAUACAUGCUUGUAUAUUUUUCUUCCUACCAUUUAAGUAUACAGUAGGAUUUGAAGCUUUCUUGUUUCCAGGCACAGAAAAGAGGAAAAAAGAAAAAAAAAAAAAAAAAAAAAAAAGAAUUCCCUCCUUGACUACUGACUGUUUCAGGAUUAUCAGGUCACAGUUUGUACUCCUGGGUCUGCACACACAAAUGUUGUAAACUCAACAGUUUUGUAAAAACUUGGCACUGUUAAUUCUGGGACAGGAAACAAAAAGGUGGAUCUAGUCAUAUGCAACACCCAACACAACAUGGUUUAAUGGGAUUAACGAGCUUCUAAGAACACUGGCUGGGACACAGUGUAAAUUAGACAGUUACUGUCAUAGUUGAAACAUUUUAUUUUAAAGUGCUGAAGCAAAGGUGCAAGCUGAGAUGCUGGAGAUGAAAUAAAUUUAUAACAAAUCACGUCCCUUAGCCCGUUGCUUUUGACAGUCUUUUAUUUCUGUUACAAAAGAAAUAUUUAUUUCUAUGUGAAAUUAUCACGAUUUACAAGAGGAUGGAUUGAAUCAUGCUUAAAGACUGUUUGAUUGUGAAAAAUUGAGAUAUAGUGGAAAUUAAAAAAAAGAAAUUUUCCACCUGGUGGAGUAAAGCAGAACGAUGUGAAAUUAGAAAAAGCACCUUGUCCUGUACUUAGAGUUUAGGUGAGUGUUGUUUGUUCAUAACUUUAUGGUUUUGACAUGACCUUCUGGUAUUGAUCAUACACAACUGAUGAGAACCUGAUGGGUUGCAAUAUUUUAUUACCUCUGAUGUGGGGAUAGCGGGGAGUGUCUAAAGUUUGUAGAUGAUUUAUCACUUCCAAGAAGGAAUGUUUCUCUGAAUGGAAUGGGACGAUGUGCUAUUAGUCACGAGACUCUAAAAGGCUGAUGAGACCCCAGGUUGCACUUUGUGGUGUAUGCGAAGAAGCACUUGCCACAAUGACCCGACUGUACCCCUGGGGUCCGCUGUUUGCUGCAACCCAUAUGCGAUAUUCUACCACUGUACAGAGCUCCCUUUGGGAUCAAUUGGAGUUUUAGGCAAAGAAGAAGGCAGCGAAUGGGCCCAAGUGUGAUCAGUGCAUCUAUUUAAUUGUGCUUUCAUUUGCUUGUUGAGUUCCAGAAACUACCUUUAUUUGUGUAAAUGUUGUUAUUAGCUGCUCCUAGAGCAGUGGUUGGGUGAUGUCUCGUGUCCUGUGCCAUAUUGGUUUCAGGAGAAAGGAUUGAAUGCUGUCUGCUAAAAGGAAAGAACUGCAUUUUCAAUACAAGGGCAUUGCAUCAGGUCAUGGGGAUAUAACGACUGUAAAAGUAAAGUUCCUCUCAUAUACUUCAAAUUGAGCACAUAUUGCUUUUUUCAUCUUGCAAGUCUCCCUUAUUGUUUUCCUUUCAUGGCUUUUGAGUGUUUUUUGUCUCUCUUCCAAAGGUUGGAAUGCUUUAAAUAAAAGUAUUCUAAUGCCAUUGGAUCUUUCAUUAGUACAUUUAAUCUUGGUUUUCUUAGCAUAAAUAAAAGGGUUUAAUUUAUUUUUUAUCUCCUCCUAUAUAUGGAAAAAAGCAAGGCUGUUGGAGCCAAGAAUUGCUUGAGCAAGAAAAGCAGCAGCUGUGUGUACGUUAUAUAUGUGUAAGUACAGCCUCAGGCUCUCGUACUGUAAGGAAAGGAAAAUAUAUUAGGAGCUUUAAAAACCUCUGUGUUGUUUUGUGAGGAGAGGGAAAGAACUGAACGGAUUUUUCUCCCCCCAAAUAAAACCAAAAUGAGUUGGCUGUAGUUCUGUCUUUAAAAGCAAAGAUGGCAUUUUCUCUUGAUCGUGUGGCUGUCCUCACAAAGCAGUUCCCCUAAAAGAUGAUAAAGCUGUUGAAGUGCAAGAUUGAGGAAUGUUCUUAUUGACGUGUGACUUUAUUUUGGCUCAUCUGCUUCCCUUACCAGCUAUAUUGUGUGACACAAAUUUGUUUUCCUAGUCAAUAGGUGCAGCAGAUUUUGCAUUGCCCAGUUUUUCAUUUAGAGUCUACGAUCUCUUGAAAUGGGGUGGAACUAAUUUUUCAUUGAAAACUUUAAUCCCAGUGUCGCUUCCCAUCCACAGAAGCACACACUUCUUACCAUGACCUCUGAAUAUAUGUUUUUGUUAUUUGGAUCACUUGCUGUAAAUACGUUGUAUUCAUAACCUCAUGUAAAAUGAGGAGUUUUCAAAUAUAAAUAGUACCAAUACA